AUGAUUUUUGUGAAUAUGAUCUUGCUGUUUUGUUUGUUGGCCACGUCUAUGGCCCAAAGGCUGUCAGAAGUGAAUGAUCCUAGCUACACUAGACGAGGUGGCGGGUACGGACUACUGAGACCGGGAUACAAUUCCGGUAGCGGUUAUGGAGGCUAUGGAAGCGGUUACGGAGGCUAUGGAAGUGGUUACGAUGGUUACGGAAGCGGAUACAACAGUGGUUACGGCGGUUAUCCCGGACAGUAUCCAGGUUACGGAAGUACAGGAGGCUACAACGGGUAUCCAGGAUAUGGUUCAGGAUACCAAGGAUACGGAGGCUAUCGUCCCGGAUACAACAGACCUGGAUAUGAUUAUCGUCCUGGAUACGACUACACAGGAUCAAGUUAUCCCGGUUAUAGACCAGGAUAUCAAUCUCGUCCCGGAUACGACCGGUAUCCCGGCUACAGCAGUAACUACGGAUACGAUGGAAUCGACAACUUCAGAACGUUAGCCCGAAGAGCGGGUGAAGUAAAAAAAGAUACAGCU
Molecule: messenger RNA, 522 nt
Organism: Brenthis ino (lesser marbled fritillary)
Lineage: Eukaryota; Metazoa; Arthropoda; Insecta; Lepidoptera; Nymphalidae
Source: the annotation of a GenBank genome assembly